CUUUGCAAUGUAACCUCUCGAUGUUGAUUUAUAUAUAAAAAAAAGAAAAAUGUCAUAAAUGGUUGCGAACGAUAAAAAAUUCGAGCUCAUCCAUUUUAAUGUUUAAAUAUUUAGUGAAUAGCAGUAUAAUGCAACGCAAUGCCGCAGUUUUAACCAUUUUGUGCAUAUUUUUAUGUCUUACUUUCAACUACACGUUUCCACUGCACAGAGAAGGGAGCAAUGUGUUCAUAGAUGUUUACGGUAACCACUCCAAAAUUUGCACAAGAAAUGACCACCACGACAAUAUUCUGGACAGAACAAAAAAGAUGAGCAACAAACUAGACAAUGCAUUCAAAAGAUUUAAAGACUCCACACAAGACUUUUCAAGAAACAUUCAAGCACGCUUGACCAACGUGAGAAACGCCUUAAGUGAAGAAGAUCUCCGACAGUACGAACAACUUGUGAUAAUGAAGAAAUACCCCUACCUAGACCUUAAAGAAAUAGAGUUCAAAUUCAAUAGUCCGCCUGAGAAAACAGCUAGACAAAGCGUCAAGUAUGAUGCCGGAAGAAACUACGUCGGUGAUCCCAGUUUCUGUGAACCUUUAGAUGAAUCACCAAGUGUAGAAAUAAUAAACAGGGGUCUCACUGGAUUUGCAAUACCAGCCAAAAUAGUAAAGAGUACUAAAUUAUUGGAGAAUAAAUUAAAACUUAACAACGUGAAGGCCGUUGAAGACGAUACAAAUAAUCAUAAUGUAAAAUUAGCGGUGUCAGCAAAUUCUGGAACACAUUCCGAGACAAAGGAAAAUCUUCACGAUGAUACAGUAUUUUAUGAAACAUAAAAUUAUAAAAAGGAACAAACAAUUAGCUUAGGUACUAAUUAGGUAUUGUGCUUAUUAUUUUGUUUUCUAAUAU
This is a messenger RNA of Spodoptera frugiperda (fall armyworm), 891 nucleotides long. RefSeq lists its product as uncharacterized. Lineage: Eukaryota; Metazoa; Arthropoda; Insecta; Lepidoptera; Noctuidae. The record is from RefSeq and is a predicted model, not a curated record. The transcript has 2 exons. Bases 99 to 818 code for a protein of 239 amino acids.